UGGGGCAGCGGGAGCCGACCCCGUCCUCCCUUCCUCCCUCCCUCCCCUCCGCGGUUUUCCGGCGGCGCCAUUCCGGCGUUGCCGCCCCCCCUCUCGCGUCACUUCCGGCGGAAGCGGAGCGGGCAGCGGCGCGCGGGGCCGGGGCCGCGCGGGCAGGAUGGGGGACAGCGAUGACGAGUACGACCGGCGGCGCAGGGACAAGUUCCGGCGGGAGCGCAGCGACUACGAGCGCUCCCGGGAGAGGGAGGAGAGGAGGAGGGACGACUGGAGUGACCGGGACUGGGAGCGGGGCCGCGAGCGCCGCAGCCGCGAUUACCGGGACUACGAGCGCAGCCGGCGGGAGCGAUUCUCCCCGCCCCGGCACGAGCUGAGCCCGCCCCAGAAACGGCUGCGCAGGGACUGGGAUGACCACGGCAGCGACCCCUACCACAGCGGCUACGAGCUGCCCUACGGCGGGGGAGGGGCCGGGCCCACCUACGGCCCCCCCCAGGCGCCCUGGGGCCCCCACGAGAUGCAGCAGCAGCUCCUGCAGCACCAGCUGCUGCCCAUCCAGGCCAGGCUGGGCACGAUCGCGGAGGUGGAGCUGGGCGCGGCGCCCCCCGUGAUGAAGAGCUUCAAGGAGUUCCUGCUGUCGCUGGACGACGCCGUGGACGAGACGGAGGCCGUGAAGCGCUACAACGACUACAAGCUGGACUUCCGGCGGCAGCAGCUGCAGGAGUUCUUCCUGGCCCACAAGGACGAGGAGUGGUUCCGCUCCAAGUACCACCCCGACGAGGCCGGGCGGCGGCAGCAGGAGGCGCAGGCCGCCCUCAGGAACCGCCUGGGCGUCUUCCUCUACCUCUGGGAGCACGGCUGGUUCGACAACCUGCUGCUGGACAUCGACCGCGCCCCGCAGAUCAUCAAGACCCUGGACGCGGCGGUGAUUAAGAUGGAGGGGGGCACGGAGCACGACCUGCGGAUCCUGGAGCAGGAGGAGGAGGAGGAGCGGGCGGACAAGGCCGAAGGCCCCAAGAAAGAGGAGCCGAGACCCCCAGAGCCCCCCGGGAAGGGCCCCCCCGAGCGCCCCGAGGGCGACGACAGCGCCAAGGCCGAAGGGGCGGAGCCAGGGGCGGAGCCUGCAGCAGGGGCGGGGCCAGAGGAGGAGGAGGGGCCGGACAAGGGGCCCAAGGCCGAGGAAGGCGACAAGGAGGGCGGGGCCAAGGCGCGGCCGCGGCAGCGCAGCCGGGACAGCGAGGACGGGGACAGCGACAGCGGGGGACAGCGAGGGGACACACAGGGGACAGCCCCACAAGGAUGCGAGGGGACAGCGACAGCGGGGACAGCGAGGGGACACACAGGGGACAGCCCCACAAGGAUGAGGAGCCCAAGGAGGACAAACCCCCCCCCGAGGCGGCCCCGGGGACCCCUCCCCCCGCGGCGGGGGGCUCCCCUCCCCCCAAGGCCAAGGAGGGGCCCCCGGGGGGGGGGCCCGGGGGGGGGCCCGGGGGGGGUCCCCGAGGCGCGGCCGCGGCCCCUGCACAAAACCUGCUCGCUCUUCAUGAGGAACAUCGCGCCCAACAUCGCCCAGGCCGAGAUCGUGGCGCUGUGCAAGCGCUACCCCGGGUUCAUGCGCGUGGCGCUGUCGGAGCCGCAGCCCGAGAGGAGGUUUUUCAGGAGGGGCUGGGUGACCUUCGACCGCAGCGUGAACAUCAAGGAGAUUUGCUGGAGCCUGCAGAACAUCCGGCUGCGGGAGUGCGAGCUGAGCCCCGGCGUGAACCGGGACCUGACGCGGCGCGUGCGCAACGUCUCGGGGCUGACGCAGCACCGGCCCAUCGUGCGCCACGACAUCAAGCUGGCGGCGCGCCUGGUGCAGGCGCUGGACGCCCGCGCGCGCCUCUGGAGCCCCCCCGGCGCCGCCGCGGGGGACGGCGCCGGGGACAGCGCCGGGGACAGCGCCGGGGACAGCGAGCCGCCGCCCGCCGCCGAGCCCGGGGCCCAGAACCCGGUGCUGCGGCACAUCCCCAGUGAUGUCCCCAUUGAUGUCCCCAAUGUCCCCAACGCGCAGAACCCGGUGCUGCGGCACAUCACCGAUUACCUGAUCGAGGAGGUGAGCGCCGAGGAGGAGGAGCUGCUGGGGGGCCAGGGCGCAGCCCCGGCCGAGGACGCCGCGCGCGAGACCAACCCGGCCGAGGUCACCGUGGAGCGCGACGAGAAGCUGCUCAAGGUGCUGGACCGCCUCCUGCUGUACCUGCGCAUCGUGCACUCGGUGGAUUACUACAACACCUCCGAGUACCCCAACGAGGACGAGAUGCCGAACCGCUGCGGGAUCAUCCACGUGCGGGGCCCCUGCCCGCCCAACCGCGUCUCCCACGGCGAAGUGGCCGAGUGGCAGCGCGGGUUCGAGGCGCGCCUGGCCCCGCUGCUGGCCGGCCCCGGCGCGGUCCCCGAGGAGGAGGCGCAGCGCCUCGGCCGCAAGGACCCCGAGCAGGAGCUCGAGAAGUUCGUCAGCGCCAACACCCAGGAGCUGGGCAAGGACAAGUGGCUGUGCCCCCUCAGCGGCAAGAAGUUCAAGGGCCCCGAGUUCGUGCGCAAGCACAUCUUCAACAAGCACGGGGACAAGAUGGGCGCCGUGCGCAAGGAGGUUUUGUUCUUCAACAAUUUCCUGAUGGACCCGAAGCGCCCGGCCCUGCCCGAGGGGGGCAAGGGGGGCCCCGCCGGGGGGCCCAACGCCGGCCUGGCCCCCGGGACCCUCCCGUACCCCCCCCAGUCCCCCCAGGGGUUGAUGCCCUACGGGACCCCCCGGCCCCCCAUGCUGGGCUACGGAGGAUCCCACCCGUACCCCCCCGGGCCCUACGGGGGUCGCGGCAGCUACGAAACCUUCCGGGGGGCAGGGCGGGGCCGGGGGGGGGGUACCUGAACAAACCCCGCAGCAGGUGAGGCCCGGGGCACCCCAAAAAUGGGGGGGGACCCCGAAAAUGGG
Molecule: messenger RNA, 2959 nt
Organism: Passer domesticus (house sparrow)
Lineage: Eukaryota; Metazoa; Chordata; Aves; Passeriformes; Passeridae
Gene: SRRT
Product: serrate, RNA effector molecule
Biological process (GO): primary miRNA processing; mRNA processing
Cellular component (GO): nuclear body
Molecular function (GO): nucleic acid binding
Source: RefSeq, a predicted model, not a curated record